CCGGGUCCCAGCACACGCACACACCCACACACACUCACACAGCUGCGGCGCAGGAGGCUCCACACUGAGCGCGGCUACUGUCGGAGCAGACCGGUGAUACAGCAAAACCAAGGACAACAUCGUGGAACUCAAAUGGGACGGAUUAAACCUUCUUACGCCACCGCUUAGUGACCGAAUUGGGGACGUACGUCACGGCCGCCACGGAUGAAAGGUGGCUCGCUUCUUCAUUGUUUGGAGGAUUGAAAGCUAAAAACGUCUCGGUGUAGCUUGUGAUGGAUACUCCGAGCUAGCUAGCCUACCUUACUUCUUCUCGGGCUAGCAGCAACACCCCGACAUUAGCUCCUCGGCGUGGCACUUUACUCGGCGUCCACGCGUGUGUUUGUUGUAGUCUACGAAAUGUUUGUUUGCUAGCCAUAAAAACCACAAAAAGUGGACACGCCGGCACAUUGCAACUGCUACCAGCUGACGCUAGCUCGCCAGCUACACGUAAAGCGGCCACCAGCUUUCUUGCCACGCUUAGCCUUUAAUCGUGCAUGAGUGGCCGUCGGUUAUACAUGCAACUUUGAACUCUUCUUGAUAGUUCCCAGGGACCAUUUAAAAAUAUUCAAAUAGUGCUUUUUGGGCUGCGUUUUUGCCAAAACGGCGGCGUCAACUUUGUCACAUACUGCCAGAGACCGACUACCCCCCCGGAUAUUCUUGCAAUGCAUCAUCCGGACCCCACCGGAGACUCUGGCGGUGUUCGAAAGAUGGUCUUCCACAGGAGGGGCAGCAACACCGGCGGCGGGAGCGGCUCCACGCUGUCAACACCGGCGGUCGCCAACAGCCACGGCUCGGCUGCAGAAGAAUACCAGACCUCCCUGUUGAUCCAGUGCCAAACUCCUGCUGGUUCGUCCUCCCCGGGACCUCACCACCCUCCUUCCCACAGCCUGAAUCUGCAUUCGCAGGCCACGCAGUCCGCUGGGGCUCAGAUGAAAAAGAAGAGCGGCUUCCAGAUUACAAGCGUGACCUCCGCACAAAUAUCUGUGAGUACCAACAACAGUAUUGCAGAAGACACAGAGAGCUAUGAUGACCUGGAUGAGUCCCACACGGAGGAUUUGUCAUCCUCGGAAAUCAUGGAUGUGUCUCUUUCCCGAGCCAAUGACGUAGUCGGUGCGGAGAGAAGCUCCUCUGAGGAGACCCUGAAUAAUUUCCAUGAGGCUGAAACUCCAGGACUGUUGUCUCCAAACCAGCCUUCGCACCUCCAUUCCCUGAAUCAAGCUCCACCGCAUGGGGGAGGUAUGGUAAAUGGGACUGUGCAUCGUCAUCCUCCUCAAAACCAUGGCCAGGCCUACCCGCUGUCUUCUGGGCCUGUGAGCACCUCGUCCACCCUUGCCUCUGUCACUCAAAAAAUGCCUUCUAAUGCCGGGGUCUCUCAAGAGAUCUCUGCAAAUAUGGUCUCUCAGCCUGUGGGCGUAGUAGGCCUGGGACCUGCUCCUGCAAUGCUUAGCUCUGCUACAGGCGCUGCAGUUAGUAUAGUUAAUCCCCAGACCAGCAGUGUUAGUAAUGUGAAUAUGUUGAGCUCCGCCAACGUGCCUGUGAGGGGGGGAAUAAGUGCGAGUGCUAACAGCAAUGCGAAAAGUACUGCUGGUGGCGGAGAUGGUUCUGCAUCCGGGGGAAACCUAAAGACAAACGCCAAUAAUAGCAUGAAUCAGCUACAACAAAAUCUCAACUCGCACAUCACUUUUAGUGCUACAAACACUUCUGUUGUUACUGUUGCCAGUGCCUCUGGAGGGCCAGGUCUCUCAAGUGGGAUUCAGACUAGACAUGGGUCUGCUGUGCUGCAGUCCAUGAGUACCCCUGUUACCGUUGCCGCCAUUCCUGCCCAACCUGCCCCAACUCCUGCACCGGCUGUCGCUACCACCAGUUCUCGCUUCAGGGUGGUGAAGUUGGACUCAAGUUCUGAGCCCUUUAAAAAGGGAAGAUGGACAUGCACUGAAUUCUAUGACAAAGACACCCCGAACUCUGUCACUUGCUCAUCGACGUCUGAUGCGGGCUCUGGCGGCAUGCGGCAGUUUGUCUCUGAGAACUUUGUUGGGUGCUCAGAGAGAGAAAGCACAAGUAGUAGCUCCGUGAGUAGUACUUUAAGUACAGUGAGCCAUUAUAUGGAAAGUGUUGGCAGUGGAGAGGCUGGGGGACCCUCAGUUGCUCAACAUGCACAGGAUUAUGCCUCCCCUCCUCAGGGUUUCCAAGCAAUCAUCCCCUGUGGGCUAAGUAUGGGUGUGUCUCACACUCAACCUCACAUGAACCCUCAAGACAUCACCCAUUCACAUAUCAAGGCUAGCAUGGCUUCCUCAAACAAUAACCAGCCUGUACCCAUGCCCGGCCACCCGAUCACCAGUGGACUGCCUUUGCCCCACCUACCCCAGCAACAGCUCACCUACGCGCAGGCAGUUGCAAAUCAGCCCACAGGCUCCACACAGGGCUUAGUGAGUGUUCAACCGCACCAGCUUGGCUAUGCUCCUCUCACCCAGCCUCCAUGUGCAGCGCCAGUGCAGAUGAGACCCCCUGAGUAUAGCCAGCCACAUCAAGCUCUUUUGAACCAAGGUGUACCAAGUUCUUCUGGGCAACCUAAUGGAGGAUGCCAGGUGAUGGGAGGCCUGCAGCAGUCACAGACACUCCUCCAAAGUCAGCCACAGCAACCCUCAUCUCUUCAGGCCACCACCUCCAAUACAUCUUUUCAUGUUGGAGUAGCAGGUCAACCGCCUCCUAGCCACAGUUCCCAUUUGGAUUGCCUGCAACAGCAACCACAGUCCCUUCCGACACAAAUCCAGAACCUUGGUGUCUGCGCCCAGUUGCCCACUACAAUUCAGAACCAGGUGUCUGCAGCCGGUGUGCCUCCAUCCAACCCUCCGAUUGAUCACCAGGCCCAAGUUCUUAACGUUGGUAGCAAUAGAAUGCACUCACAAGGUGUCCCCCAGAGUGUGUCCCAUGACCUAAGCAGUGCCCAGGCCCUGGCUCUGGCCCAUGCUGCUCAAGCUAGUGCCCUUUAUGCUAGUCUGCCCACCUUCACAACCACUGAGCUCCAGGAUGCUCAGCGACUCCUCCUCCAGUAUCCAUCAGCUCUAUUAGGAUUGCCGAAGUGUUCCGGAGGAGACCCAGGAUCAGGAUCAAGUACUGGCCAGAAUCAAGAAGCUGAAGGCAACGCUGCCAUUGCCAGUGCCUUAACUGCUUCAGCUGGCCUCAAGACUCUGGAUGGAGAGGAGGAUGGGUAAGAGAAUAUUGUUUUU
Molecule: messenger RNA, 3266 nt
Organism: Entelurus aequoreus (snake pipefish)
Lineage: Eukaryota; Metazoa; Chordata; Actinopteri; Syngnathiformes; Syngnathidae
Product: TSC22 domain family protein 1-like
Exons: 1
Coding region: 702-3251 (849 amino acids)
Source: RefSeq, a predicted model, not a curated record